Molecule: messenger RNA, 4697 nt
Organism: Hippopotamus amphibius kiboko
Lineage: Eukaryota; Metazoa; Chordata; Mammalia; Artiodactyla; Hippopotamidae
Gene: WIPF1
Product: WAS/WASL interacting protein family member 1
Exons: 8
Coding region: 236-1744 (502 amino acids)
Molecular function (GO): actin binding
Source: RefSeq, a predicted model, not a curated record
AGAAGGACGUCUGCCUCUGACUCAGUAUGUCACAUUUAACAAGAGGCCAGAGCUUGUCCAAAAUGGCUGUCCAAAAACGACCACGCGGGUGCGUUAGAAGAUGACGCCUUUCUCAGGGACGGUUUUCUCUCUCAUGUCUUGCCUGCUCCCUGUCUGCCUGUGUCCCUGAUCAUGCGUCCCUGCAGUAGCCUUUAACGAUUUGUCAGCCAGACUGUUGAAAGCGUAACCAUCCAGGAUGCCUGUCCCGCCCCCUCCAGCGCCCCCGCCGCCGCCCACGUUUGCUGUGGCCAACACAGAAAAGCCUGCUUUGAGUAAGUCAGAGCAGGCUGGGAGAAACGCUCUUCUCUCUGACAUCAACAAAGGGAAGAAACUAAAGAAGACAGUCACCAAUGACAGAAGUGCACCGAUAUUGGACAAACCUAAAGGAGCUGGUGGUGGUGGCGGAUUUGGUGGAGGAGGCAGCGGUGGCAGUGGUGGUGGUGGCAGUGGCGGCGGUGGUGGUGGAAGUUUUGGAGGGGGUGGCCCCCCCGGUUUGGGAGGACUGUUCCAGGCUGGAAUGCCGAAGCUGAGAUCCACAGCCAACCGGGAGAGUGAUUCUGGAGGAAGCCGACCUCCGAUGUUGCCACCAGGAGGAAGAUCCACAUCCGCCAAACCUUUCACACCCCCAAGCGGCCCAGGGAGGUUCCCUGUGCCUUCUCCAGGCCACAGGAGCGGACCCCCAGAGCCUCAGAGGAACCGAAUGCCUCCCCCGAGGCCCGACGUAGGCGCAAAGCCUGAUAACAUUCCCCCUCCGGUGCCUAAUACGCCAAGACCCGUUCCGUCCAGUCUGCACAACCGCGGGCCCCCCGUAGUGCCCGGGGCCCCCCGGCAGCCCGGGCCGACUCCCCCCCCUUUCCCCGGACACCGAGGUGCCGCUUUCGGAGGAGGCUCCAUCCGCCAGACCCCCUCGGGCUCCUCCUCACCCUUCUCCAGCAGGCCUCCCCUGCCCCCUACUCCGAGCAGGGCGGUGGAUGACAAACCCCCGCCUCCGCCGCCUCCCGUGGGCAGCAGGCCCUCCGUCCACAGGGAGGCCGUGCCCACGCCUCCCCCUCAGAACAGCAAGCCUCCGGUGCCGUCCACGCCGAGGCCGUCCUCCUCGUCGCCGGCCCCGCCGCCGCCGCCGCCCAGCAGGCCGGGCCCGCCCCCGCUGCCCCCCGGCUCCGGCGGCGGCGGCGACGAGAUCCCCAGGCUCCCGCAGCGGAACCUGUCCCUCUCGUCGUCGUCCGCGCCUCCCUUGCCUUCGCCAGGCCGGUCGGGCCCUCUUCCUCCGCCGCCCAGCGAGAGACCCCCGCCGCCGGGGAGGGACCCACCGGGCCGAUCAGGCCCUCUUCCACCACCUCCUCCAAUGAACAGAAAUGGCAGCACAUCUCGGGCCCUGCCUGCCACCCCUCAGUUGCCGUCCAGGAGUGGAAUAGAUAGUUCCAGAAGUGGGCCCCGGCCUCCUCUUCCUCCCGACAGGCCUGGCACUGGGGCGCCUCCCCCACCUCCACCAUCAACAUCAAUUAGAAACGGCUUCCAAGACUCUUCAUGUGAAGAUGAGUGGGAAAGCAGAUUCUACUUCCAUCCGAUUUCUGAUUUGCCACCUCCAGAGCCAUAUGUACAAACAAGCAAAAGUUAUCCCAGUAAAUUGGCAAGAAAUGAAAGCCGGAGUGGAUCUAACCGAAGAGAAAGGGGUGCCCCACCCCUUCCUCCCAUCCCGAGGUGAUCCUUGCCUGCUCUUCUCCACCCAAGCCCAAGAGCUCCUUCUGUCGUUGCUGUCCAAGUCGCACACCCUCCUCUUGUCUUCCCUUGUCCCCUUCAUUAUGGCAAUAGGGAAGAAGGGAAGGUGACGUGGGAAUAUGUGUGUGCAGGGUGGGUAUGCAGUCAAGAAAUGCACCUCGCUUUUUAUAUUGUGUAUAUUCUUAAAGCUAUUGCUUGCUUCAGCUACAGCCUGUUGGCUGCUUUGGGGAUCAAUAGGCUUCUGUGGCAAAUAGGCAGCGAUGAAUUGUGUCCCAGCUUUCAACCAACCAAAUUCAAACAUUCACUGCUUUUUUUUUGCUGCAGAGUACAAUAUUAAGGUCCCUGAGAGCUGUCUGCUUCCAUGCCUUUUUUGCAUGUUUGGCCUCCUGUUUCCAUGAACCACAGACCACCUAAGCAAAUUCAGAGCUGCCCAAUAGAAAUAUAAUGUGAGCCAUAUAUACAAUUUUAAAAUUUCUAGUAACCACAUAAAAAAGGAAAAUAGGUGAAAUUAAUUUUAAUGUAUUUUAUUUAACCCUAACAUCCAAAAUAUCUUUUCAAUAUGCAAUCAAUGUAACAGUUUUAAUGAGGUUUUAUAUUCUUUAUUUGGUACUAAGUCUUUAAAAUCUGGUGUGUAUUUUACACUUAGAACACAUCUCCAUUUGGACUUGUCGCAUUUCAAGUACUCAAUAGCCACACGUGGUUGGCAGCUACCAUGUUGGAUGGCACAGGUCCGGAAGAUAGAGGCUAGUGAAAAAACCUCUUGUUUAAAAACCAAAGGCAAGGUGAGCUUUACCAAUUCAAGAGGUAACUAAUAAAGUUAGGACCCAACACCUUGUUUGGCAAACAGCUUUCCUUGGAUUUUGCUCCCUUGUUUUCCCUCUUCCCUUGAAAUCGGUGUACAAGUAUUGCUUCACAGUACCAAGGUCAGAAAUUUAUCUAAUAGGGUUUACAGAAAUUGAUCUAAUAGGGUUUACAGUCACGUGGAAUAAAGCCAUUGGAAAGAAACUGAGAGCCAGUGGGGGCUCUGCGGCUCACAACUAGCUGCCUUGAGCUCAUCUGUUGGUUGGCCUCCUGCCUUAUGCAUGUGGAGUGGCUUCAGUCCUCUCCAGCCCAGCUUGCUCCUUAGGGCAGGAGGCUCACAGGCUCCACAGCUGUGGGGGAAAGCCAGGGAAAGGUAGCAAACCAGGAAUGUGGAAGAAGGGAACAGGUUUGAGUUGAUGGGCAAAACUCUAAAAAAUCUAAAUCUGAUGCUUGUGGGGUUGAGAGAAAGAGACUGCUGCUGGAAAUUGGGAAGAACUUGUUUUGAAUCUAUCUGGGAGAAUCAUUUGCCUUGGAUCUAUGCAAACAAAGCUCCUCCAGAGGACCAUAGGGAUGAACCAGCCUUGCCUUUUUUUUUUUUUUGUAUGAUUUUGUUUACAAAACUUUACUGGGACUCUUAAAUCUAGCUAUAGACUUGGAAAAAAGGGUUUCCAUGUAGGUGUUUUAUAUGGUUGAUUAUGUUUUAAAUUACCAUUACUUAUUUUUUAAAAGCUCACGGCUAGAUAUGUUUAUGUACAUCUACCUAAACUUUGUAUCCUGGUUUCAGUGAAUUAUUCAUGUAUUACUGGGAGAUGCUAACAAGAAAUCAAUCCAAAGAAAAAUUUGAAAGAAACAUUCCCAUUUAUAGAAUAAUUGUUUCAUUUAUAUAAAAGCAAAAGAACUUAGAGUUCUAAUAAAUGGGAUGUCUAAUAAAUUAUGAAGUUGCCCAUUUGAAUAUAUUGUAGUUUUACAACUUUCCUUGCCAAAGUCCUGGGCUUAUUAGUACAUUAGAGAACUUGGGCUCCCCCCCACCCCCACCCACCACCAUUCAUUUGUCUUUCAUAUGUUCGUUCACUUGGGGCCCUUUACCCAAAGAAAAUCAAGAAACAAAGGUAUAACAAGCUUGGCAGAGUAUUUUCAAAAAAAGUUUUCAAUCUCUAAUAUUUUGGUAACACAGUAGCAUCAUUUUAUUUUGAAUUCUUUGAUCGGAUAUUGAUUGUUGGUAGAAAUCCUUAUGAUAAGGCCUAAGGACCCACUUCAGAAAAGAUGGAACUGGGCCUUCCUAGCAAAUAUGGCAGAGAAAAGUCAGACCCAAAGAAAAUGGGUCCGAAUUUGGUAACAGGUGGUAAGAAUGGCCGAUUUCCUUGCAUAUUCCAACUUUGCAGAUACCAUAUUAAGUUUGAAACAGGGUCACAGCUCAAAGUUGCUAUUCAUCCAGGAUAGAGGUGUUUUAAAAUGUAUUCUUUAAGUGAAUAGUCCAUUAAUACAUGUACACCCUUUCUUUUAAAGUUAGAAACCUAACUGCAUCCAAAACUUUGAAUAAGUUCUAUGCUGAAAUCUUCAGCUAUGGCAGAUCACAAAAAUUAAUAGUUCCUUCCCUGAAACCAGAGCUUACCUAUUUUUUCCCAUAAAAUUUCCAGAUAAAUGUAUUCAAGAUGCAAUACAGUAUUUUAACAUUCACAUAUUUUAUAUUGAAAUGUAUUACAGUAUUAAAAUUCAGUGUUCAGUAUUUAUUUCAAUAUGCAUUUUAUUUAGUAAAAACCAAGAAACAUGUUUAAUCCAAUGGUGCCUUACUUGGUGAUUUGAGAGAAAUUGACUUUUUAUGUCUAAGUAGCAGAUUAAUUUCAUAUUUGUAAAAACUGUUAGGCCUUUAUAUUUUAACUUGUAAUACCAGUUUUGUUAUUUUAGUAGCAGAAAUGUGAUGACUGUUAAAGUGCCCAAAAUUUUCUGGCAUGAAAUUAAUUUUUCCCUAUUUAUAGUCAGGGACUGUAAAGAAAGAAAAUGUUUUUCAUACCACUGCACUAUGUAAACAUGCACAUUUUGGUACCUAUGUCAUCAGAAUAGUUUAUAUGGUGGGAUAGGACCUACCCUAGACAUCUAUGUCUUUGUAAGUUAGCCAAACAAUAAAUAAAAGCAGAAUG